Molecule: messenger RNA, 1014 nt
Organism: Trypanosoma conorhini
Lineage: Eukaryota; Euglenozoa; Kinetoplastea; Trypanosomatida; Trypanosomatidae
Exons: 1
Coding region: 1-1014 (337 amino acids)
Source: RefSeq, a predicted model, not a curated record
AUGGCGCAUGACGAGACGGCCGAGUUUCCCACCGUGACGCUCUUCCGCUACCCGGCGUGCUUCGCCAUUCCGACGGCGGAUCCACACGCGCUUGCGGUGGAGUGCAUGCUGCGCUUUGUGGGCGCGCACUUUGUGAAGCGUGACGCCCCCUUGCCAGUUGCCCUUGAAAUUCCCACCAGCAGUGGCAGUCCGGUGGUGCGAAAAAAGGGUCUUGUAUCGUGUUUGCAGCUCAUUGAAGACGUGCUGCAUGUGGAUGAGGAGGUUCUGUCAGUCGAACAGCGACAACUUUUACUUUGCGUACGCGUGUUAGUGGAGAAGUCGCUGCUCCCGGCAUUUGUUUACAUCACCCAUAGCGACCAGAAUCUUUUUACUCACUCGAUUCGAAAAGGCGUUGAACCAAAGGUGGCCACGCUCUUGCAGCGGCUGCGCGGGAACUACCGCAGCAGCGUUGUAGACGGCAGUGGGUGUUGUGGGCGCUACGCCAGUAUGGAGGAGGCUCUUGCGGAGGUGGAAAAGGGACUGCGUGCACUACAGGCCUUCCACGUCAGUCACUCAAAGUCCUCUGGCACCUUUUUUCUGGGAACGGAGCGGCCGUGUAGUGCCGAUGCCUUGGCGUACGCGGCGGCUUCAUCGUUUCUCCAUGCCGACUUUGCCGGCCAUCACGCCCCCGCCACCCUUGUGGAGCUGCAGAGGCGUCUGAAGGAGGACUGCCCGGCGCUGGUAACGUUCAUUGAAAAGGUGCGGCAAACCUACUUUGAGGACUACAGUGCGUACUACACACUGCGGGCAACUAACGAGCGCGGCGCCGGAGACGCGGCUGCUCGACCACCGUCCGGAGACGAGUUGUUCAAGAAGGGGCGAUGGAUGUGUGUGGCGUGGACGAUAGGCUUUUCGCUGCUCUACUUUACCCUCUCAAACGCCAACUUGAUUCUGGAGGCGCUAUCGGAGUUGGAGCCCGAGGCGGAGGCGGAAGCGGAGGCGGAGGCGGCGGAACAGAAAAGCGACGAGGCAUAG